AUGAUAAACAGAAAGAGAUCAGAGAGCUGCAAUCAAGAUUUUUUUGAAAAGUCGAAUCAGAUAUCAAUCGAAGAAACAAGAAGUUUACCAUCGAAGAAAAAUGGCAAUUACGAUUUGAAAUUUCUCCAAUCUCCAUUAAGCCAUCUCAGUUCCUCACAUGCUCAUGAAAACUAUAGCUGCGAGGAAAUUGUAUUUGCAAGGGGAACUUCCACUAAACAAAAAAGAAAUUAUUUCAAACGGGUUGUGGAUUCAUUUAAAAGAUGUGAGAACCACGAUUCUAUAACUGGAAACUCAGAGUUAGGGCACGAAAUAAGUGGUUUCUCUGUUCAAUGUAUAGCUAUAGGCGGUGCGGUGGGUACAGGGCUCCUUAUAGGAUCAGGAAAAUCUUUAACGGCGGGCCCCGGUUCUCUUUUACUAGCCUACCUUCUCAUUUCAUCUUUCAUAUACUGCAUGUGCCAGUCAUUGGGUGAACUAAGUGUCUGCAUGCCAAUAAAAGGGGGUUUCACAAACUACUCUUCUAAAUUUGUCGAUCGAAGCUGGGGUUUUGCCAUGGCAUGGAACUACUGUUUUCAAUGGAUGAUUUUACUUCCUAUGGAAUUAGUAGCUGCUACGAUGACAUUCAAAUUUUGGCCAAGUGUAUCAGCAAAGAUUUCAGACAUUACCAUUAUAAGCUUAUUCUUUAUUGGAAUUAUUUGUAUGAAUCUUUUGAGUGUAAAAUACUAUGGAUUUGCUGAAAUUGUGUUCGCAUUAAUCAAAAUUGCAGCAAUAGCCUUGUUCGCAAUUCUCGCUGUUUUAGUUGAUUGUGGAGUAUUUGGAAACCCUAUUGGUUUUUCAUAUUGGAAAGAUCCCGGUAUGUUUUCUCCCAGUGGAUUUUAUGGCUUUGUGAAUUGCGUAAUUACUGCCGCGUUCUCUUUUGCUGGAAGUGAAUUAGUAGGAUUAGCGGCAGCAGAAUCAAAAAACCCAGAGAAAAUGAUUCCUAAAGCUAUCAGGCAAGUUUUUUGGAGAAUCGGAGGUUUUUACAUGAUAUCUCUAUUUGUUAUAUCCUUGGUUGUACCAUAUAACCAUCCCAGUUUAGUGGGCUCUGGAGAUUCUAACGUAAAUGCUUCACCCUUUGUGUUGGCUCUUGCGAAUAUCAAAAAUUCAUCGAUUUUCGCAACCAUUAUGAACAUUGUCAUUUUAGCAUCAAUCCUUUCAGUUGGAAACAGCUCAAUUUAUGCAUCAUCUAGAACUUUGAUAGCUCUUUCAGAGAAUAAGCAGGCUCCAAAAGUUUUCGGUUAUAUUGACAGGAAAAGAAGACCAAUAAUUGCGACUAUAACUUCUAUGGCGUUUGGGUUACUUGCUUAUGUUUCAGUCCUCUGGCCUAGAGGUUCAGAGACGAUGUUUUUAUGGCUCAUGUCAAUGUCUGGAAUAUCUGUCAUUCUUUCAUAUGCUACGAUCUGUGUCUGUCACCUUAGGUUUCGGAUGACAUUGAAGCAUAAUAAAAUUUUGGUUGAAAAAGCUUUGCAAUACAGGGCCCAGACAGGUACUUUGGGGUCUUGGUAUGGAGUGACAUUGAGUCUUCUUGUUGUUGCGGCACAAAUAUUAGUAGCGAUUAUGCAAGACGGGUUAGGGUUUUCCCUAGAAGCAUUUUUUCAACAAACCUUAGGCAUAUUCAUUAUACUUAUAUCUUACGUUGGUCACAAAAUUUACAGAUAUUUCAAAUUUAAAGAGACAUCUUUGCUUGAAAGUAUUGGGAAAAUAGAUUUGGAGGGAACUACAUUUACAACUGACUACAGAAUUCCUGAUAAAACUGAAAAUUGUGAGAAAAUUAUUCCUCCUUCAACAAAUCAAGAACCGUAA
Messenger RNA from Priceomyces carsonii, 1839 nucleotides. RefSeq lists its product as uncharacterized. The coding region runs from base 1 to 1839 and encodes 612 amino acids. The record is from RefSeq and is a predicted model, not a curated record. Lineage: Eukaryota; Fungi; Ascomycota; Pichiomycetes; Serinales; Debaryomycetaceae. The transcript has a single exon. Gene Ontology annotation, molecular function: amino acid transmembrane transporter activity. Gene Ontology annotation, cellular component: membrane. Gene Ontology annotation, biological process: amino acid transmembrane transport.